AUGCACGGGGCGCUAACGAUCGAUGGGGACGAGGCGCCGGAGAGGAGGAUGGAGCGGAUGAUAAGGGAGAGCCCGGUGGUGGUGUUCACCCGGCGGGGAUGCUACACGUGCGACGUGAUCCUGCGGCUGCUGGCGGUGGUGGGGACGCACGCGACGGUGAUCGUGCUUGAGGACGGGGAGGCGGGGCCAGCGGCUCUGCCCGCGCUCUUCAUCGGCGGCGCGGCCGUCGGCGGCUUCGAGGGGCUCGUGGCGCUCCACCUCGGCGGCCGCCUCGUGCCGCGCCUUCGAGAGGCCGGCGCCUGA
Messenger RNA from Musa acuminata AAA Group (dessert banana), 303 nucleotides. Its product is annotated as monothiol glutaredoxin-S2-like. Lineage: Eukaryota; Viridiplantae; Streptophyta; Magnoliopsida; Zingiberales; Musaceae. The record is from RefSeq and is a predicted model, not a curated record. Bases 1 to 303 code for a protein of 100 amino acids. The transcript has a single exon.